AUGAAGUUCACCACGGCGUCGUUGUUGGCAGUGUUGUCUUCGCUCGUCUCCGUUGAGGCCAACGGGUGUAUUAUAGACGGAGGCAACUACUACUGCUCAGAAACAAACAAGGUCUUGUACAAAGGCAUUGGCUUCUCCGGAAGUUACCAAGACGUGAUCUCGAUGGACGAAACUUCGGGAGUGUGCAAGCUGCAACCGUUUGCCUUUUCCGGGAACUUGGCACCUUUGAACGAAGAAGUUUCGGUGCACUUUCGAGGCCCCAUCAAGUUGUUGCAGUUUGGCGUCUACUACCCCAAGUCCAACUCCAAGAGACAGCUCGAUGAACAGGACUGCAACGUGAAACACAUCCACCACAAGCACAAGAGAGCCACUGAAGUUGUGGCUGUUACCGAAACCGUGUUUGUUGACUCCAACGGCAAUCUCGUGACCUCGCAAGCGACAUCCACCGUGUCGACUUCAGAAACCCCCGUAUCCGACAAGGCGUCACCAGUAGCAGACCCAGUGAGCCAAGAAGCAGGCACAACCUCCAUCUCAGCCUUGGGCGGCGAAGGUAAGGCCUACAGACCGCUCUCGACCAAACUGGCCCCCACCACCACCUCCUCGGUGCCCGAGUCAAGCGAGACCCCAACCGCCGACGGCGCAUGGACCAGAUCCGCCUACUACACCCCCGGCUCCGCCGACAGCUGCGUCUUCCUCAACUACUACGGCGGCAGUGGCAGCGGUACAUGGUCAGCUGCGUUCGGCAACUCGUUAUCCUACGCCAACGCCGACAACUCCGGCGGCUCACUGCAGCCAGUCGCCCUCUCAUCCGUCACGCUUCCAUCCAACAAGGAAUUUGUGAUUAUGUCCUCGCAACAAUGUUCCAGCGAUGGCUCCUGCGGCUACGUGCGCCCCAACAGCGUAGCGCACCAUGGUUUCGGCGGCUCGUCCAAGAUCUUUGUCUUUGAAUUCGAGAUGCCCCAUGACUCCGCUUCCGGUUUCAAUGGCGACAUGCCCGCGGUGUGGCUUCUCAACGCCAAGAUCCCGCGCACGUUGCAAUAUGGCGACGCUUCAUGUUCGUGCUGGAGCACCGGGUGCGGCGAGUUGGACCUCUUUGAGAUCUUGAGUGGCGGCUCGACCAAGUUGAUUAGCCAUUUGCACAGUGGACAAGGCGCUGCAUUUGAGAGUAAUUCGGGUGGUGCUGGAUCGCAGGAUUAUUUCGCGAGACCCACGUCGGGGUCGAUGAAGGCGGCUGUUAUCUUUAUUCUGGAUGAGGUGCAUAUUUUGAAGGUUGAUGAUCUGGUUUCUUUCGAUGCUAGUUUGACGGAGGAGGUGGUGAAUGGAUGGAUCCAGCAGAGUGGGUCCGCUGCUACCAUCGGCUAUUAA
This is a messenger RNA of Lodderomyces beijingensis, 1365 nucleotides long. NCBI's taxonomy places the organism in Eukaryota, Fungi, Ascomycota, Pichiomycetes, Serinales, Debaryomycetaceae. The record is from the annotation of a GenBank genome assembly.